Molecule: messenger RNA, 2371 nt
Organism: Lethenteron reissneri (Far Eastern brook lamprey)
Lineage: Eukaryota; Metazoa; Chordata; Hyperoartia; Petromyzontiformes; Petromyzontidae
Product: protein FAM83H-like
Biological process (GO): signal transduction
Molecular function (GO): protein kinase binding
Source: RefSeq, a predicted model, not a curated record
CACAGCGCACGAGUUCACACAAGUUGGCACGAGUUCACGCAAGAUCACACGCGGCACACAGGUUAACACACACACACACAGCACACGCAUCACGCACGUUGAUCCAGCAUUCACAUCACACAAGUUGACACACACAGCAGAUACAUCACUCAAGUUGACAUACACAGAGCACACAUCACACACAAACUCACACAGACAUCGUCGUCAUCACCUGAGCCAUCAUUCGACUCGUCUCCAAGUAGCGUUCACAGAACGCAGUAACAUCGAGGUUGGUGCAAGUAUCAACAACUACCACCACGCGCGCAUAUUUAUCAUCAGAAGCAGCCGCAGCCAUGAUCUCUCCACUGCUGGAUGAAUACCUCAAACCGUGCUUAUAUCGACGAAUUCAAUGCUAGUUGAUGUAAGUAGCCUGAAAGGUUGCUUGCUACACACGUCUAGUGAGGCACAUUGCCUCCUGUACUCUUACUUAAUGAGUUUCUUAAAAACUGAGAUCGUUAAUUAAAUCAAUAUCGGGUACCAGGUAGGUCUACCCACCACCGCGCGUGUGUGUAACGUGUAGAGCAUUAGGGGUGUACACGUACCGUACACAAACAAUAUCGUUGUAAACAUGUACAUAUUUAUAAUUUUCUCACGGUUUUUUCUAAAGUCCAUUCGUAAUAUGAGAACAUUUAUAUUCUGACCUUUCUAGCAGCUCACAGUCCACCACCGCGCGUACGUUUCAAGUGUAGAGAACACGACGGGUACUUCACAUACGCAAGGUUGGAGAUUGAGACACGUUUUUAAAAACGCCACCGAUUUACCAUCAACAUUUACCAGCGAGUAAAUCGGCAACUCGCGUGCGAUGGCAUGAAGCGUGGGUCCUCCCGUCUCCUCCAAGUCGUCCGGCCAGAGCGGAGGAGUAGGCGAAAUCACACCUUUCAGAGUGCCUCUGGAAGACACCCUUUCAAUGGAGACUCUCCUACCAGCAGUCGCGUGAGCGAGGCUCACACGUGUUUACUCUCAUCAACGAUUACAAACAACAACAAGGAGUUAGACACGACAGGACACCUCGCUUCAAAUGGCCCGGCAUCCCCCCCCACGCACGGACCUCCUGCAAGACCUCGAGGUGUCCGAGCGUGACCUCGAGGAUGACCCCCGCUACAGCGAGCCGCGCCGUCUGGCGCUCGACGUCCUGGUGGAGCGUGGCGAGGUGCCCUACCGGCAGUUUCUGGAGCGCGAGGGCAUCGUCGACUUCUUGUCUCGCGGCGACGUGGAGCACAUCGGGCGUCACCUCCUCGUGCCACCGACGGCAGAAACGGCGUCUGGGGAAUCCGCCGACGACGACGACAGCGACGACCGUUGCAGCGACGGCUCGUGCACUUAUUGGCCCACCGUGUCGGACGUGGUGGUGCCAGAUUUGGAGCUGGGGUGGCCUUCGCCGUCCCACGCCGGGGGCUCCCGCCGCGGACAGACGAACGUGACCCUGUACGCGCAGCCCCCGCUGGGCGAAGGGGUCCCCACCAUCAAGCAGGUGGUGCGGCGCAUGCUGUGGCAAGCCACGCAGGUCAUUGCCAUUGUGAUGGACGUCUUCUCCGACGUUGACAUCUUCAGGGACCUGAUGGAUGUAGCCUGUGUGCGCAAGGUGCCAGUCUACAUCGUGCUGGACAACAUCGGCUUCCCCACGUUCAGGGACAUGUGUGACCACUGUGGCGUGCACGCGGGCAAGAUAGAGAACAUGCGAGUGCGGGUCAUCAAGGGCACCGUGUACUGCUGUCGAACGGGCAAGAAGUUCCACGGGCAGAUGUUCGAGAAGUUUCUUCUCAUUGACUGCAAGGUCGCUCUCUGCGGCUCCUACAGCUUCACGUGGUCCUACGAGAAGAUCAACCGGAGCAUUGUCCAGGUGUUCACGGGCCAAGUGGUGGAGAUUUUCGAUGAGGAGUUCCGCAUCCUCUAUGGCCAGUCGGACGCACCGGACUGCAGUUGCAGCCCCAGCCGGGGUAUCGCACAGCAGCACGACAUUUGGGACCAUCGCUUCCAGCUCGACGGGAAGACGCAGGAUGCACGAGCCCGGGCGUUUGCGCGCGACUCGUCACGCCACGGCUUAAGAAACCCCGACUCGUCGAUCAAGGGUGGAGGGUUCUUCAAGGACAGAACCACCAACCCGAGCGUCGCGUCUGGUGACAAGGACUUCCUGAUGAUGUCGUACGAUGAGGUUCACGCGAGGAAGAAGUGGCUACAGCAGCAGCAGCAGCAGCAGCGCGACUCCGGUACCCCCGACAAGCCCUCGGUGCUCUUUCGUAAUCAGAAGACGUCUGGGGCAUUGCAGAGUCCGAGUUCAACUUGCAAUGCCUGGAAGCGUCACAGCUAUGCUGGGAGAGUUAAUGGAAAGUAG